AUGAAGCGUGAAAUGGGUGCAAUUGAAACCGAACAGCUGCAUCCUCCCCCCGCAUGUGAUUGCGUCCCAUUGCACACGCGAUGUAAGAGUCAAAACCAAAUUUCACCCUUAUUUAGCCUCCUCUUCUUCGGUGGUACUUCUCGUUCUCCCCUCCUCUAUCCUACAGCUGCAAGUAGUUUCCGCUCAACUUCCUACAUACCUAUGCGGGAUAGACCGGUAGACCCAUAA
Messenger RNA from Protopolystoma xenopodis, 228 nucleotides. The record is from the annotation of a GenBank genome assembly. NCBI's taxonomy places the organism in Eukaryota, Metazoa, Platyhelminthes, Monogenea, Polystomatidea, Polystomatidae.